AUGGACAUCAAGGACGAGUCCCAGGACGAAUCCAAUGGUUUUGACCGCUUCCAGCGGGAGUUGAUCCGGCGCCACCUUGCCGAUGUGAGAGCCCAGCCCGACAACUUCGAGUACUGGGAGAAGCUCGUGCGCGCGUGCGAGCAGCUCGACGGCGGCAUCAACCGCAACUCGCACCCCUGGGCCAUCGAGAUGGUCCGCUCCGUCUACAACCGGUUCCUGCGCAAGUAUCCCCUCCUCUUUGGCUACUGGAAGAAGUACGCAAAGCUGGAGUUCAUCAUUGGCGGUACCGAGUGUGCCGAACUGGUCUACGAGCGAGGCUGCGCCAGCGUCACCAACUCUGUGGAUCUCUGGAUGGAGUACUGCAGCUUCAAGAUGGAGACUUGUCACGACGCCGAGAUUGUGAGAGAGCUCUUCGAGCGCGCCGCGGACCACGUCGGCAUAGACUUUCUGUCCCAUCCCUUCUGGGACAAGUGGCUCGAGUACGAGGAGCGCCUGGAGAAUGCCGACAAGAUCUUAGCCAUCCUGAAGCGCGUCACCCGCAUCCCCAUGCACCAGUACGCCCGAUACUACAAGGACCUCCGCACUCUGGCCGUCGACAGGCCCCUCCAGGAGCUUGUCCCCGCUGUCGAGCUGACCCGCUACCGCUUGGAGAUCGAGGCCGAGUGCCAGGCCUUUGGCUUGCCGCCCAAGGUCGACCUCGAGCUCGAGCGCGACUUGCGCGCCAAGAUCGCAGCCAGAUUCUACGCCGCGUUUCAGGCGUGCGAGGCUGACACGAACAGCCGCUGGGCCUUUGAGGCCGGCAUCAAGCGCCCGUAUUUCCACGUCACCGAGCUCGACCACGCCCAGCUGGCUACGUGGCGCAAGUACCUCGACUUUCAGGAGGCCCAGGGCGACUACGCCAAGACGGUGUUCCUGUACAACCGAUGCCUCGUCUCGUGCGCCUGCUACGACGAGUUCUGGUUCCGCUACGUCCGCUGGAUAGGCGCCCAGAAGGACAAGGAGGAGGAGGUCCGCCACAUCUACAUCCGCGCGGCACAGCUCGUCCCGGUCACCCGCCCGGGCAUCCGGCUCCAGUUUGCCUACUUUGAGGAGUCGUGCGGCCGCGUCGACAUCGCGCGCGCUAUCUACAAGGCCAUCCUCCGCAAGCUGCCGGAGUCGGUCGAGACCACGACGUCGUGGGCCAACCUAGAGCGGCGCCAGAUCGGCGUCGAGGCGGCCGUGGCCGUCUACAAGGCGCGCAUCGACUCGACCGGCGUCGACCCCUUCGCCAAGGCGGCCCUGGUCACCGAGUGGGCAACGCUGCUGUGGAAAGCCCAGGGAUCGGUGGUCGGAGCUCGCAGAGUCUAUCAGGAGCACGAAGAGCGGUACGCUGACAGCCGCCAGUUCUGGCAGAGAUACAUGCAAUUCGAGAUGGAGCAGCCAAUCAGCUCGGAGGACCACGAGUUUCAUGUCAGCCUACGCCUCAUGGAGAUCAUAGACCAGAUACUCACCAAGAGCCGCCUCUCGCCGUGGAUCAAGCAGGAGUUCACGCAGAUGUACAUGAACUACGUGCAGCAGCGCAGAGACAAGGCGGCCAUGAAGGAGUUCAUCUCCCUGGACCGGGACAUACCGCAGUCCGUCUCGCGCCUCACCAGGGCUAAAUUCCGGAAGGACAUCAACGGCUUACCUGUAGGCGGGCUCGACGAGGCCACUCGCGUCAGGGCCGAGAAGCGCUACUACAACUUCUACGAGCUGCACAGGGACCCCGACCCGAACGCCGAGGGCCCUGCCCCCUUCUAUUAG
Messenger RNA from Lasiosphaeria miniovina, 1782 nucleotides. RefSeq lists its product as uncharacterized. Lineage: Eukaryota; Fungi; Ascomycota; Sordariomycetes; Sordariales; Lasiosphaeriaceae. Bases 1 to 1782 code for a protein of 593 amino acids. Gene Ontology annotation, biological process: RNA processing; mRNA 5'-splice site recognition. The transcript has 5 exons. Gene Ontology annotation, cellular component: nucleus; U1 snRNP; commitment complex. Gene Ontology annotation, molecular function: pre-mRNA 5'-splice site binding; protein binding. The record is from RefSeq and is a predicted model, not a curated record.